This is a messenger RNA of Physella acuta, 600 nucleotides long. RefSeq lists its product as uncharacterized. NCBI's taxonomy places the organism in Eukaryota, Metazoa, Mollusca, Gastropoda, Physidae. The record is from RefSeq and is a predicted model, not a curated record.
AUGGAGUAUACAGCCACCCUUGACCCCACCUCUCUAGACAAGGGUCCCCGGGCGUCAUCAGAGCCGGUCUACUCCGCAGUGCCGGAGCGGGUCAUCGCGCCCAAGCCGCGGGCCAGUUCCCUAGACACGACCCACAGCUCCAUCUCGCGGUCUGACGACCAGGACGCCUCCAUUGACCGGUCACGUGGCUGCUCUCUGGACCUGCUGUCUCCGGCAUCGGCCAGUCUCAGAACCGGAAGUAUGUGCUCCGGCAUGUCGUCCGUGUCCAGGUUGACGGAGUGCAGCGCUUACACGGAGCACAGCCGGUCAGACUGUGAGAAGAUCACCCGCCGCACGGCCGAACGUGAGCACAACAUCACUCGUCUUCUGGGCGUCAUCACCAUCAUCUUCGUCAUCAGCUGGUCCGUGUCCUGGGGCGUCAUCCUCUACAACACCCUCUCCGUACUUCCGGUGCCCGACUCGAGUCACGUGACGCUGAGCAUCGCGCGGGAUCUGUUCCUGGUCAACCACUUCUGCAACAUCGUGGUGUACGCAGUGCUGAGCAAGUCCUUCAGGGACAAGUUGAUGCAGUGCUGCCACAGUCUCAAGAUAUGCUACUAG